AUGCUUCAGCUCCGGUCUUGCUGGCGCGUGCUGGCCGCCGUGCCAUCGCGCCGUGCCAUGCAUGCCAUGGCCGCGGCGCAUGCUGAGGCAACCACCGACCCCGAGGAGGGAUCCUCCACGCAUUCGCAGGGGCACACCAAUCGCCAUGCCUCGACCCCUCGCGAGGCUGACGCCCCGGCACACGCCCCCGACGGUGCCCCGCUGGCCGAUGCGCUUGCCACCCCGCACGCCGGUGUGGCCAACACCACAUCCAGUGCCCCACCCACGGUGGCAGCAACGGCAGUGGCCGCGGCGGCGGCGGCGGCGGCGGCAACGGCCGCGGCGGCGACACCGGGCCCGGCCCCGGCUCCCCGAGAACUGCGCGCAAUGUACGGGUGCUCUUCCGGCCUGGUCGAGCCGCUGCCUUGCCUGUUCCCGUUCUCGCCUCGCCCCCAAUCCAAGGCCCACUUGCAGUCCUUUGUGGCUAAACUGGGCUUGCUCAGCCCCCUCGAGGCUCAGGUGGGCCACGGCCCGCAUGCCUAUGGGAUCCUGGCGGCCCGACUCCAGGCGGCCCAAGAGUCCGGCGUCAACAUCGACCCUCUGGCCCUAUCCCCGAGGGGGACCUACACUUUCAGCAGGGUGCCCUCAGAGAAUGCCACCUUCCUCGCCCUGUCCGCCCUGAUGAUGGCCUACGGCUUGUGGACUCCGCCCCGGCUCGAGGACUUCGAGCAAACCCUGCUGGAUGUGGACGAGCGCCUGAGACGCCAGUACCAGAACGUCGUCAAAAGAUUCCGCGAGACUGGCGUGCUCACCCGCAAACUCAUCGGGCUAGUUUCCGCCUGUCAGCUCAUGCAUACCUUCCUGUUUGUCUCCCCGUCCCUGAGCAAGCGAAAGACCUUUUUCUCCGAAGCCGCCCACCUGGCUAACUUUCGGUUUUGGAUGGACGAGUAUAAUGAUCGAAUGACGAUGCUUUCGAAAGAUAAAUUUGCCUUCAAACGUUGGGCUGCGCAAGCCACUCCGCUGCCAGGCGUGCGAGUGGUAGCCAGGAGCCCCAGCAUCAUUGCCUGGCAGGGGAUGAUGAGAUAUAUCCUCCAAGUCCCGGCCGACGAAGUGAUUCCCGACGUCCACGGACCGCCAUACCCGAUGUAUGGCCGCCCGAAGGGCAGCCGAACGGUAUGGAUCACCUCUCCACACCAGGCCAGGUACUUCGAGAAUAUGCUCCGGCAGUCGGUCGGCGUGUCGAGCCUCGACACGGAGGCCUUCCCGCGGGGGAAUCUAUUUCAGUUUUCCGAUUGCCCCAAGACCGGGCGGCCGAAUACCUGGCCGGACUUGGUGCAGGUGUGCCUGACCCCGGUGAAGCCGAACACCAUGGACUCCCUGGCCGGCAUCGAUGCGGCCCUCAAUCAGUCGAUCAUCUUCCUGAUGGACACCAUCCGCCACCUGGACCUGGCCAAGCGCUGCCUCGGGGAGUACCUCCGCGCGGCCGGGCCGGCCAGGCGCUGGACCAACUUGGUGUACGCUCGGUCCAGUGAUGUGCCCCCGACGGCCGCGCUGGCCGGCUUGGCCGGCAAGGAGCUUGUGCCCUUCGUGGACUUGUCAACUCGGCCGAAACCCCCGCCCACCUAUCCUAGCAAGCCGAGCUACGCGCAGGGCGGCCAGCCGGCCACCAUCCCGCCGGAAUAUGACCGCCACCCCCAUCAGGUCCCCUGCCCGCCGGGGGAUCAGUCCUUGCACAAUCCCCACCUCAAGAUCUCCAACAUCCGCGGCCUCAAAGCCACGGUCGUCCAUUGCUUCGGUCUGCGGCUCGAUGACACCUGGACCAUGGGCAAUUGGUCUGCCGGCCGGGAAAAGCUCCCCGUGGCCCAGGUUAAUUAUGCCGUCAACGAUGCCGUUGUCCUGGUGGAGCUCUUCCUCCGGUAUCGGUUUUACGCCCGCCGGCAGGCUGCCCUCCGGGCCAUGGACACGGCCUGGGGGCUGAGCCCGAAUCGAGACUGUGGCCAGGCCCCCGCCUCGACUUGGAUCCAGCCCCGAGGCUGGCGAUUGCUGCCUCCCCUUUCCCCCCGGUCGCCCGUGUCCUGGGGCUGGCGCCUGCCUGUGCCAUCGCAGCGCGCGCUGGCCCGGCCGGGCUCCAUCAUCAUCUAGUCUUUUCCAUUUUCCCCCCCCCUGAAAGUAGAAACUCCCCCCAUCG
Molecule: messenger RNA, 2167 nt
Organism: Fonticula alba
Lineage: Eukaryota; Rotosphaerida; Fonticulaceae
Exons: 4
Coding region: 1-2121 (706 amino acids)
Molecular function (GO): nucleic acid binding
Source: RefSeq, a predicted model, not a curated record